GGCGGUUUAUGAGACGCCGCCGGCGGGCGGGCAGCACUCAGUGUGAGGCGAGCCGUGCAGCGGGCAGGUCGCGCAGCGUGCGCCCCGUGCAGCCCUCAGCUCCCACCGUACCCCGCAGCCAGGCCGGGCCAUCAUGGCUGAUCAACUGACAGAAGAGCAGAUUGCAGAAUUCAAAGAAGCUUUUUCACUAUUUGACAAGGAUGGUGAUGGUACUAUAACUACAAAGGAGUUGGGGACGGUGAUGAGAUCACUUGGUCAAAAUCCCACAGAAGCAGAGCUACAGGAUAUGAUCAAUGAAGUAGAUGCUGAUGGCAAUGGCACAAUUGACUUUCCAGAGUUUCUGACAAUGAUGGCAAGAAAAAUGAAAGAUACAGAUAGUGAAGAAGAAAUUAGAGAAGCGUUCCGUGUCUUUGACAAGGAUGGUAAUGGUUACAUUAGUGCUGCAGAACUCCGUCAUGUGAUGACAAAUCUGGGAGAGAAGCUAACAGAUGAAGAAGUUGAUGAAAUGAUUAGGGAAGCAGACAUUGAUGGUGAUGGUCAAGUAAACUAUGAAGAGUUUGUACAAAUGAUGACAGCGAAGUGAAGACGUUGUACAGAAUGUGUUAAAUUUCUUGUACAAAAUUGUUUAUUUGCCUUUUCUCUGUUUGUAACUUAUCUGUAAAAGGUUUUUCCCUUACUGUCAAAAGAUUAUGCAUGUAUAGUAAUUAGAAGGCCAUUCCUCCAUGUUUUUCUCCUUUAUCUUACUGUCAUUGUUCUGAUUUUUGGAAAAUUGAUCUAAGUAACAAAUGUUGCAUGUGGCUUACUCUGGAUAUUUAAGCCCUUCUGCACAUCUAAAGUUAGAUGAAGUUGGUUAACUGAGGGAACAUCUGGAUUGUCUAUUAAAAAAAAGUAGCUUUCUCUAGGAAACUUGGGUAUGACUAGUGUGACAAGUUACAUAAAGUAAGCUGGGGUUUACCAGGCAUUAGCUGUUCCUUAGUUAAAGCAACAUGCUGGUUCUAGUUCUUGAGUAUGUAGGAGUUUUUUCUAUAGGAGUGUUUUCCCCUUUCUGUGGUGGGAGGAGAUAAGGCUCUUGCAGCUUAACUGUAGGAUAAAACUAUGUGAAUGGGUUAUAUCAUGUGGCUAAUGCUCUGUAAAAGUCAUUCUCCUAGCUUACUCCAAGGUAACUUGUUUGUGGCCAUACCUGUAACAUGUUGUUGAAAUGUGGAGUCUUAAUGUUGUAGACGAUUGACAGUCAACAAUAUGAAACUUAAGUUGCACUAAUGCAAAACGGGUGAUUUAUCCAGGUACUCGUACACAAGUUUUUUUUGUACUGCUGGUCCUGUGCCAGAAAACAUUUUCUCCUCUUGUUACUAUGCUUUUUAAACUUUGUUUAGCCACUUAUUUUCAAAAAAAUCUGCUUAUGGCACGAUUUGCCUCAAAUCCAUUCCAAGUUGUAUAUUUGUUUUCCAAUAAAAAAUUACAAUUUACCCAUA
Molecule: messenger RNA, 1472 nt
Organism: Cinclus cinclus
Lineage: Eukaryota; Metazoa; Chordata; Aves; Passeriformes; Cinclidae
Gene: CALM2
Product: calmodulin 2
Exons: 6
Coding region: 134-583 (149 amino acids)
Molecular function (GO): calcium ion binding
Source: RefSeq, a predicted model, not a curated record